AUGAAGCAUUUUUUAAAUCAAUAUGUGAACCUUGCAUUGACAAUACUCAAUUUCAUUUAUCAAUAUAGAUGCUUCAUAGAUUUUAAUUUGAUUUUAGAUAAAAUAAUGUAUAAGUUAUUCCAUCCAAUAAAUGGGAAAGAUCAGCAAAUAGUAAUACCAAUUUAUAUCAAUAAAUUUGUUCCUAAAAUUGAGCUACAAUCACAUUUGACACAAUCAGAAUCUGAAAUCAACUUACCACCACCACCACCACCACAACCAAAAGAAGAAUCACCAAUACCUUUCCCAUUACCAGAACCACCAGAACCACAACCACAACCACAACAAUUGCCAGCAUCUUCUCCACCUCAAUCGCCAUUAAUUAUUAAAACUGAUCCUGUACCACCUAAUCCGUCCAUCUCAUUAAAGAAAGAAACUGUUACCAUACCACCUGAUCAAUUAACAAGUAGUGAUUCUGAAAGUGUUGAUUCUGAAGUUAAGGAAUUGAUUAAAGGACGUGAAAGUUUAACUUUUGGACCUGAUGCUUUUCCUCCUAAUAAUUCAUCUCAACAACAACAAACAACUGGUAGUACAACAAGUGAAGAAUCAAAUUUAGCAUCAUCAACCAUGCUGUCAACAAGUUCUAGUUUAAAUCGUGGGCAUCAUAAUCAUCAUAAUAAUAAUUUUAAUCAUCAUCCUGGAGCAUUAUCAAAAUUAACAGAUCAAUUCGGAAAUGUUUAUUUUUUACAUCCAAAUGGAUUUGUAACUCCAGUUCGACCUGUUUCUGGUCAUAUUGGUGGAUCAGGUUAUGCUAGUUCAUUAAAUUAUCUGCAACAACAACAACAACAACAAUCAUUUUUCAGAAAUAUUAAUAAUAAUUCUCAAAGUUUAAUAAUGCCACCUCAAACUCCAAUGCCAAUGUCAAAUUUCACUCCAAUGAUGAUGUAUCCAAAUAGUUCAACAGCUUCAAUGGCAGCAGUUACUUCAUUAUCUUCUGGUUCACCAUAUCGUAAAAGAUUUCAAAAAUUUAAACAUUUAAAACUGCACAAAUCAUCAAAAUAUUCAAAUUUGAAAGAGUUCCAAAACUCAAUAUUAAAUUUAGCCCAAUUUAGUGGUGAUUUAGAUUUAGGUACUUCAAAUAGAUUUGGUGAAUUAGAUUCAACUUCAAUUAUUAUUAAUCUGAGUAGUGCAAAUACUAGUUCAAGGUCUAGUUAUAGAAGCAGCUUAAGAUCAAGUUUAAGAUUUUCUUCUUCAAGAAGUACAAAAUCACCACCUGUUUCAAAGGAAGAUAUUAUAAAAUGA
Molecule: messenger RNA, 1278 nt
Organism: Lodderomyces jiufengensis
Lineage: Eukaryota; Fungi; Ascomycota; Pichiomycetes; Serinales; Debaryomycetaceae
Exons: 1
Coding region: 1-1278 (425 amino acids)
Source: RefSeq, a predicted model, not a curated record